AUGAUUGUCAGAACAGGGCAAUCUGGCCAUGUCAACGACGCAAGGCUAUUCACAGAUAGCUCUCUCUACAUAAACAUGCUUUUUGACCAAGAUUACUACUUCCCCAACAAUACGGUCAUUCUUGCAGAUUCUGCAUUUCCAAUCAUGAAAAAUAUGCUCCCUCCAUAUCCCAUUACAACCGAAGACCCCAAGCAACAAGUGUUCAACAAGGCGUAUGCAAAAACAUGCCAUCACAUUGAAAAUGCAUUUGGCUUACUUGUACAGAAAUGGCAUUUUUUGUUGAGACACUUGUAUUUUUUGGCAAGGAACAUCUUGGAGGACACUCUUUGUACUUUCGAGAACCAAGUGCAUGGUUUUGAUGCGUACACAAAUGGAGGUGAUGAUAAUGACGUGGAGAUAGAAGUUGAGGAUCUUGAUCCAUUUAUGAACGAGAUACCUGUGGAUUUGGAGAAUGCUUCACGAACUGUGAAUCGUUCUGUGAGACAGCUCCAGUCUGCGCAUAAUCUUUCUCAAGAACACGGGAGACAGAGAAGAGAAAGAAUGAUGGAGGUCAUGAGACCAUUGACAGAGACCCAGACGAGAUGGUUUCAGGCUGACCUUCGAGAGCAGCAGAGGCAGCAAAGACGCCAAAAAAGACAAGACAGCCAGCUGAGAGCGAUCUCCAGAAGAGGGGGCAGAAGGAAUAAUGAUCAAUAUAACCAAUAA
Molecule: messenger RNA, 705 nt
Organism: Phycomyces blakesleeanus NRRL 1555(-)
Lineage: Eukaryota; Fungi; Mucoromycota; Mucoromycetes; Mucorales; Phycomycetaceae
Exons: 4
Coding region: 1-705 (234 amino acids)
Source: RefSeq, a predicted model, not a curated record